Molecule: messenger RNA, 492 nt
Organism: Parnassius apollo (apollo)
Lineage: Eukaryota; Metazoa; Arthropoda; Insecta; Lepidoptera; Papilionidae
Source: the annotation of a GenBank genome assembly
AUGCAUCGUCUUUUUGCUGAGCUGGAGCAGACCGAGUUCGGUAUAUCUUGCGCUUUUGAUGUUGCCGAACUCGAACGGCUACGACGUGAGGCUGUUCCAUCAUCGGAUGAAAAUGCUAAGGCAGAGGAUGCGGCGUCACAAAUUGCAGAGCAACCGGCAAACAUGGAGGCCGCCGUGAAUACCCCAUUUGUGGUUGAUUCAAACGAUGGUGUAACAGUCGCCCAGGAACUGGAAUUAGAGCAUAUGAGGAGUAGUAGUAGUAGAAGAGGCGUUUGUGGAAACGGCCAGUACGCCUUUCGAAAAUUGACCGCGACUUCCCCGCAUAGCCCUAAGCAAGCGGAAUCGAGCUGUCAUGAGGGUUCUGAACCCAAUGCUGGUGACCUAGUUGGAAGCCAGCCGGUACCUUUGCGAGACGAACUCAAUUAUUUUUGGCGCCGCACUGGCAGUAUGCCGUAUAAUAGACGCCAAACUUUCCACGGCUGGACGCGCUAG